This is a messenger RNA of Acipenser ruthenus (sterlet), 4320 nucleotides long. Its product is annotated as protein phosphatase 1B. The record is from RefSeq and is a predicted model, not a curated record. The coding region runs from base 1082 to 2245 and encodes 387 amino acids. Gene Ontology annotation, molecular function: magnesium ion binding; protein serine/threonine phosphatase activity; manganese ion binding. Gene Ontology annotation, biological process: negative regulation of canonical NF-kappaB signal transduction; positive regulation of canonical Wnt signaling pathway; positive regulation of canonical NF-kappaB signal transduction. Lineage: Eukaryota; Metazoa; Chordata; Actinopteri; Acipenseriformes; Acipenseridae. The transcript has 6 exons. Gene Ontology annotation, cellular component: nucleus; cytosol.
UUCAAAUCUUCGUGACGUUUCACACAAAAAUAUAGUUUCACAAAAAAUAUUUUAGUUGCUCAGUCUUUUGGAGGAAGAGGAAAUCCUAACGGUACCGAGAGGUUCGUGAGAGUCAAUAAAGUUGUACAAUAUAUGUUAUCAGGGUUUAUGUGGAGACGAGCGAGGGGCGGUUAAGAAACAGAGUCCCUGUAGUCGCCAUUUUGGCGCCACAUUUCUUGUACUUAUUGCGCGAGUCUGCUUCAUCGGCUGAGCCACAAUGGCGCCGUUUUCACCAUAUCCGCAAAGAACGCUGCUUACUGCAUAAGACACACCACAUAACGCCUUGGCUGCUUCCCUGCAGACAAGCCCUGUUUCUAUGACAGGCAAGUGAAGACAGCAAAUCAAGUUUAGAAAAUAAGACGAAUGGGGCGAGAACUUUAAACCAACCAGCCAAUUGGAAAAAAAGCAUAGGGACGGGAUCUUCAUUAUAUCACCAACUGGUUUGUUUGACAGACGCUUUGACCAAAUAGUUAAGGUAUUUUGACAACCCAACAACCAAUCCAAACAGAAUAAAGGCAGACCGGCAUUAAAUAACGACAGUCAGUUGGAAUAACCAAUCAGUAAUCGACCCCGUGUUUGCUUCUGACCACUGAGCAGAGAGAACGAGUAGAGCCCGCCCUCCCUCCCUGUCUGUCAGGACAGACAGUGGAGUCGAGGAGGGAGAACUGGAGCCGUUCAAUGGAGGAAAGAACGUCAUCUGCUUCUAAUAUUUAAUUCAACUUUUUCUUUUUCUUUCUCAUGACUUAUUUUUUGUUUUGUUACUUUAAACGGCCCAGGCAUAUAAAUUAAACCGUCAGAUCGUAUAGUCCAAGCGAUUUAGCCACCAAAAUGUGUAAAACCCUAGACCGCCAGAGCAGAGAACCAUUGAAAGGGGAAUUAUUUGUGUGAAAUGCAAUCUUGAUUGAAUACAAAGUAAAUAAUAAUAAUAAAAAAAGAUAGAGUGAAAAAGGCACACAUUACCGUCCAGAAAACACAGUCUCCGGGCAACCACCAGCUUGUCUUGGAGGUGCCGUUUCCUUGUGAAAACGAGAAGCAUUGAAUCAUGGGGGCGUUUUUGGACAAGCCGAAGACAGAGAAGCACACAGGCCACGGCUCUGGGAAUGGGCUGCGCUUCGGGCUGAGCAGCAUGCAGGGCUGGCGCGUGGAGAUGGAGGAUGCCCACACGGCAGUGCUGGGGGUCCCGCAUGGCCUGGACAACUGGUCCUUCUUCGCUGUCUACGACGGGCAUGCCGGCUCCCGGGUCGCCAACUACUGCUCCAAGCACCUCCUGGAACACAUCACGGGCAGCGAAGACUUCUGGGGCACGGAAAAGCCGGGCACUGCACUGGAGCCCACGGUGGAAGGCGUCAAGAGUGGCAUCAGAACUGGCUUUUUGAAAAUCGACGAGUACAUGCGCAACUUCUCGGACCUGCGCAACGGCAUGGACCGCAGCGGCUCGACGGCGGUGGCCGUGCUCCUCUCUCCGGAGCACCUGUACUUUAUCAACUGCGGAGACUCGCGGGCCGUGCUGUACCGCAACUCGCAGGUCUGCUUCUCCACGCAGGACCACAAGCCCUGCAACCCCCGCGAGAAGGAGCGCAUCCAGAACGCGGGCGGCAGCGUGAUGAUCCAGCGGGUUAACGGCUCGCUGGCUGUGUCGCGCGCCCUCGGGGACUACGACUACAAGUGUGUGGACGGCAAGGGCCCCACGGAGCAGCUGGUGUCCCCCGAGCCCGAGGUGUACGAGAUUCCCAGGUGCGAGGAGGACGAGUUUGUGGUGCUGGCCUGCGACGGGAUCUGGGAUGUCAUGAGCAACGAGGAGCUCUGCGAGUUCGUCAAGUCCAGACUGGAGAUCACGGACGACCUGGAGAAAGUGUGCAACUCUGUCGUGGACACCUGCUUACACAAGGGAAGUCGUGAUAACAUGAGUGUGGUGAUAGUUUGUUUCCUGAACGCUCCCAAGGUUUCAGAGGAGGCAGUGAAGAAGGAUACUGAGCUGGAUAAGUACUUGGAGUCACGUGUGGAAGAAAUCAUUGAGAAGUCUGGCGAGGAGGGCAUUCCGGACCUGGUUCAUGUAAUGCGCAACUUGUCUGUGGAGAUCAUCCCAAACCUGCCCCCAGGAGGAGGCCUGGCCAGCAAGCGCAGUGUAAUUGAAGCCGUGUACAGCAGGCUGAACCCACACCGGGAUGAGGAUGGGAGUGCCGGAGAUUUGGAAGACCCAUGGUAGUCUAGGGAGAUGGAAUUCAAAUAUAAUGUUCUGAAUGAAUUAACGCAGAAGAAAUCUUUAUUUACAUGUUUUCUUCAAUACCAAGGAGAAAACCCAAAGGAUGGUUAACAUUAGGUGAGACGGAUGGACAGAAAGACAGAAAAGCAUAUAGUUAGGACAAAAAAAAGUUUUUACACCAGUUUUGUUCGUUUUUGUGUUUUAAGAAUUAAAUAAAUAAAUAAAUAAAACAAACAUCGCCACUCAGCAUUUGCCUGUACUAUAUCCAGUAUUCAUUGCACACCCUGAACUUUACUAAAUGUCAUCUGCUACCCGGCUGUUGGAUGACAGUACCAUGCGGUCGGGCAGGUGAGACUCACAGUAAGCCAGGGUGCCAGGGACUCCAGUUCCACUGGGCAGACACAAGCAUUCUCCUGUCACAGGACACACACAUGUCAAAUCUCAAAGGGGCAUCACUUCUGUAGGGUUUAAAAGUUGAGGGCGUUUGCCCCGUUGUUUUUCCUGGCUCGGAGAGAACUUGCAUUUCACUCAAUCCCUGUGCAUCCUCUCGGCACUUUUUUUUUUUUUUUUUUUUUUCCCCUUGUUUAAUUUUUAUUUUUUUUCCCUUCAGUGUUAGAUGUUGCCUAGCUACCGCUUGCUUUUGAGUAAUUAUUGCAUCUGGCAAUAAAGCAACAAAAUAAAAUGACAUGUGCAUGUGCACAGUAGAGGUUGUAUAGCUCUCUGCAGUACCUUCGGGACAAACUUAAUAGGUUCAUUUAUGCUCACCAUAAUGUCAAAUGUAAUUUACUCACUGUCUGUCCCUCUCAUACUCUCCUUCUAUUCCUACUUUCUCUCUCUCUCAACCCCCUCCCUCUUCCUCUCUAUCUCUCUCCCCCCGUCUCUGAUGCAGAAGUUGGUUCUUGCAGUAAACUUGCUUUUUUCUUAUAAUAUUGUAAAUUGUGGUUCGUUUUUGUUUUCCAUGUGGAUUUUCUAUAUGAUAACUUCAUCAUUUUAGUUUGUUUUAUUAUAAUUACACCAUUUUUGUUUUUGCUUCAAGAUGAAGAGUCUUGUGUAAUAUGGGUAUUGUUUGAAUUGCAUUUAUAACAAACGCCAAAAAUAUAUAUAUAUAGCAAAAAGCUAUGGGAUUACGUACUGUGUAUAGAGCUGAAAAAUACUGCAACAGAAAACCCCAGAAAACAUCAGUUUGUUUUCAGUGGUUCUGUGACUCUUUUUGUUUAUUCUGUAAAGGAUGUGGUACAAGAAUAGUUGCUAUAUGAUGUAAGGUACUUGAAGAUUCCUAGUUUGAUUCUAUUUUUGCAAUAACCUUGCUUUUAUUGAAUGAUUUUGAGAUGUGCAUGUACUGAGUCCAGGUAAUGGUGAUAAUGAUGAUUUGAGGGAAAGGGAAAAUAUGUAUCGAAGACACAGACGCUGGGGCUAAGGAGAACAAUGAAUGUAUUAAUCUGUACACAAUAACAUAGACGAUGCUGGGGAUGCCUUGUGAAGAUUUCUUUCUCGUUUAAUCUGUUAUUUCAUUAUGAUGUUAAUCGCCCUUGUGUGUAGUUUAAGCUGAGUGUCUUUUAAUUGGAUUGUAUGAAAUGGAGUUCAUUGUCUUGAUUCUUUUUUCUUCUUUUUUUUUUUAUUGUUGCUCCCCCCAUUUUUGCUCCUCCUUAGGUAUGUGUGCUAGAACGCUGCCUGUAUUAAAGUUUAAAAAGUCAUACUUUUUGUGCAUACUGGUGCCUAGUCACCUUCCCCAAGAUUUUUUUUUUGUGUAUCUAUAAUUAUUGGUAUAUAAUAUAAUUAUUGCCACAAUAUAUUUUAUUUAUUCAUAGAUUUUAGCCUUGUAAAUGACAAAUGUUCGAAAAAAAAAAUAAUAAAAAUAAUAAUAAUAAUGUUAGCAGGUGUAUUCUGUGUCCUGUGAUGGGGACUUAUCUGGGUUGUAGGGUAGGGGGAUGGAGAGUACACAAGUGGAUUGGAGCUGUUCACCGACUGUCCGCUUGAGUCCUUUCUUGUACUGAUAGUUCCCAGUAUGAUAUUGUGAUGUUUCAUCCGAUACAGUGGACAUAACCACCUUGUUAUCUUCAAUAAAGGAUUGCUAAAGA